AUGCUUUUUCGUCUCAAGUCCUUCGGUCUGCCACGAAGCCUGCCAGCUGCCACACGCUCUCUGUCUUCUCCCACCCAACAGUCUGUGGUACAUCAACCGUAUUUCGUCCCAAGAAACUCUAACGGAAGCCUUCCUGUCUACACGGACAUCAGGAAUGGCGGCACGCGUCUCUUGCUUACCAUCCGUAACAUAGACGGCAAUAUUACAGCUUUCGCAAAAGAGCUUUCCGAUGGCUUGUUUCCCCCUGGUUCUCCAGAAGCUUCGAGACUCAAGGUUAGCGUUAGUCGCUCAAAGCAUCUGAUAAUUCAGGGUGGCACCGGUAGAUGGAAGCACAAUAUCAUUGACUGGCUGUUACAAAAGGGCUUUUGA
This is a messenger RNA of Lentinula edodes (shiitake mushroom), 369 nucleotides long. RefSeq names its product mitochondrial large subunit ribosomal protein-domain-containing protein. Gene Ontology annotation, cellular component: ribosome; mitochondrial large ribosomal subunit. Gene Ontology annotation, molecular function: structural constituent of ribosome. The transcript has 2 exons. NCBI's taxonomy places the organism in Eukaryota, Fungi, Basidiomycota, Agaricomycetes, Agaricales, Omphalotaceae. Gene Ontology annotation, biological process: translation. Bases 1 to 369 code for a protein of 122 amino acids. The record is from RefSeq and is a predicted model, not a curated record.